UUCAAUGGUGACGGACUCGCAAUCCAGACGGAUAAAGAACUUAAAAGGGACACAGAAAAGCUCCCUGACCUGAAAUACUGUAUUUUGUAAAAUGGCCAGUGCUUAGACAGAGUAAAGUGACUAGCGUAAAUCAUAAAGCCAGUUUAAAUGUAGGAUCGUGGUCUACAGGAACAAACAGAUGCCAUCACAAACACCUAAUAGUUCAGAGGAACAGACUCUAAUGGACCAGGAAACAUCAAGCACCUCAGCAAGAAAUGAGCAGGCUCCCCCAUCAACCACCAGUGAUCUCUCAGAUCAGUCUAAAGCUGCCUCCAACCCCGUUCCCAUGGUUGAGUCUGUUAGGCCCAGGUUCAGUGCUGGUGUUCAGGCUAAAGAGAGGCUGAAGUUUAUUCUGGGAGCUUCUGAGGAUAACUCCUCUGAUGAGGAGCCUGUGCUCGUUCGCCAGCCACCUAGACCUCGGCGACAAUGCACAGAGACAUCCAGGGAACCUACCACGGCUGUAUUAGAGACACACCCAUCCCCUGCCCCGGCUCCGUCCUGCAGUUUGAGGCCUAGCAUGUCAGGACCCCACCUGCUGAAAAAAGGCAAGGAACACAGAAAAAUGGACGUGCACAGAGAUUUCACCGUCGCCUCGCCUGCUGAGUUUGUCACUCGCUUUGGAGGAAACCGGGUUAUUGACAAGGUGCUGAUUGCUAAUAAUGGGAUCGCUGCGGUUAAAUGCAUGCGGUCUAUUCGCCGCUGGUCCUAUGAGAUGUUUCGCAAUGAGAGAACCAUUCGCUUCGUGGUGAUGGUCACACCUGAAGACUUGAAAGCCAAUGCAGAAUAUAUUAAAAUGGCUGAUCAUUACGUGCCAGUUCCUGGGGGUCCAAAUAACAACAACUACGCCAAUGUUGAGAUGAUCGUAGAUAUUGCCAAAAGGAUUCCAGUGCAGGCGGUAUGGGCUGGAUGGGGCCACGCUUCAGAAAAUCCCAAAUUACCAGAGCUCCUUCAUAAAGCAGGGAUAUCUUUCUUAGGGCCCUCGAGUAAGGCCAUGUGGGCAUUAGGAGAUAAGGUUGCAUCUUCCAUUGUAGCUCAGAGCGCACACAUCCCCAUCUUGCCUUGGAGUGGAACAGGUCUGAGAGUUGAAUGGGGAGAGGAAAAUCAGAAACUUGGUCACGUGAUCAGUGUUCCUCCUGAACUUUAUGUCCAUGGCUGUGUUAAAGAUGUGGAUGAAGGAUUAGCGAGUGCAGAGAAGAUCGGCUACCCCGUGGUCAUCAAAGCAUCUGAAGGAGGGGGAGGAAAAGGCAUUAGAAAAGUGGACAGUUUAGAAGACUUUCCUGGCUUCUUCAGACAGGUGCAGGCCGAGGUGCCAGGUUCACCCAUUUUCAUCAUGCAGCUAGCCCAGCACGCCCGCCACCUCGAGGUGCAGAUCUUGGCCGACCAGUACGGUAAUGCCAUCUCUUUGUUCGGCAGAGACUGCUCCAUCCAGCGACGCCAUCAGAAGAUCAUAGAGGAAGCUCCUGCCACCAUCGCCUCCACCAACACUUUUGAGCAAAUGGAGCGGUAUGCAGUGCGUCUGGCUAAAAUGGUGGGCUAUGUGAGCGCUGGUACGGUGGAGUAUCUGUUCUCCGAGGACGGAAGUUUCCACUUCCUGGAGCUGAAUCCACGGCUGCAAGUAGAACAUCCCUGCACUGAGAUGAUCGCUGACGUCAACCUCCCUGCUGCUCAGCUUCAGAUAGCCAUGGGCAUCCCACUUUACAGAAUUAAGGAUAUACGUGUUUUGUACGGUGAAGCUCCUUGGGGGGACAAGCCCAUCAAUUUUGACUCUCCGGAGUGCAUUCCCUGUCCACGCGGGCACGUCAUCGCUGCACGCAUCACCAGUGAGAACCCAGAUGAGGGUUUUAAGCCGAGUUCAGGCACGGUUCAGGAGCUGAAUUUCCGUAGCAGUAAGAAUGUGUGGGGAUACUUCAGUGUGGGAGCGACGGGAGGCCUGCAUGAGUUCGCCGACUCUCAGUUUGGACAUUGUUUCUCAUGGGGUGAGAACAGAGAAGAGGCCAUCUCGAACAUGGUGGUGGCUAUGAAAGAGUUGUCUAUAAGGGGAGACUUUCGAACCACUGUGGAGUAUCUCAUUAAACUCCUGGAGACCGAGAGUUUUCGGAAUAAUGACAUCGAUACUGGCUGGCUGGACCACCUCAUUGCAGAAAAAGUACAGGCUGAGCGGCCGGACACCAUGUUAGGUGUAGUAUGUGGAGCUCUACAUGUCGCUGAUGCUAGUUUCAGAGAGAGCAUGUCUGACUUUCUGCAUUCACUGGAGAGGGGUCAGGUGUUGCCGGCUGUGAGUCUGGUCAACACAGUGAAUGUUGAUCUAAUCUACGACGGAGUCAAAUACUCCCUCAAGGUGGCCCGCCAGUCACCCACCACAUACGUCAUCAUCAUGAACGGGUCAGAUAUUGAGGUGGACGUCCACAGGCUCAGUGACGGUGGUCUCCUUCUGUCAUAUGGUGGCAGCAGUUACACAACCUACAUGAAGGAGGAGAUAGACAGCUACCGCGUCACAGUGGGAAACAAAACGUGCAUGUUUGAGAAGGAGAGAGACCCCACGGUGCUCAGGUCUCCCUCUGCUGGCAAGCUGUUGCAGUACGUGGUGUCUGACGGUUCUCAUGUUUUGGCUGGGCAGCCUUACACAGAGAUUGAGGUUAUGAAGAUGGUGAUGACCCUGCAUGUGCAGCACUCUGGUUGUGUUCACUUUAUAAAGAGACCUGGAACAGUGUUGGAACCCGGAUGUGUGGUGGCCCGCAUGGACCUGGAUGACCCCAGCUGUAUUCUGCAGGUGAAGCCGAACACAGAAGCAUUACCUUCCCAGGAGCCUUUACCUAUUAUAGGAGAGAAGCUUCACCAGGUGUUCCACAGUGUUCUGGAGAAUCUGGUGAAGAUUAUGGAUGGGUACUGUCUACCAGAGCCAUACUUCAGUGAUAAACUGAAGAAGUGGGUCGACACGCUGAUGAAGACCCUCAGGGAUCCGUCGCUGCCUCUUCUUGAACUCCAGGAGAUCAUGACCAGUGUGGCAGGCCGCAUACCGAUCACUGUAGAGAAGGCAAUCCGAAAGGUCAUGGCACAGUACGCCAGUAACAUUACUUCUGUGCUUUGUCAGUUCCCCAGCCAAAGGAUAGCAAAUAUCUUGGACAGCCACGCAGCCACACUCCAGAGAAAAGCUGACCGUGAGGUUUUCUUCAUGAACACUCAAAGUAUCGUUCAGUUGGUGCAGAGGUACCGCAGUGGCAUUAGAGGUUAUAUGAAAUCAGUAGUGCUGGAUCUGCUGAAACGUUACCUGCAGGUGGAGAUGCAAUUUCAGCAAGCACAUUAUGAUAAAUGUGUAAUCAAACUCAGAGAGAAAUAUAAGCCUGAUAUGACUCCAGUACUGGAGUGCAUCUUCUCCCACUCUCAGGUGUCCAAGAAGAAUGUUCUAGUCAUCAUGCUCAUAGACCAGUUGUGUGGACGGGACCCGACUCUUGCUGAUGAGCUCAUGGUGAUUCUGAAUGAGCUCACACAACUCAGUAAAAUGGAUAACUCGAAAGUGGCUCUCCGGGCCAGACAGGUGUUGAUCGCCUCUCAUUUACCCUCAUAUGAACUGCGACAUAACCAGGUGGAAUCCAUCUUUUUAUCAGCUAUUGAUAUGUAUGGACAUCAGUUCUGUCCCGAGAACCUCAAGAAACUCAUCCUAUCUGAGACCUCCAUCUUUGACGUCUUGCCCAGUUUCUUCUACCACAUCAACCGGGUGGUUUGCAUGGCUGCCUUAGAGGUGUACGUCCGAAGGGGCUACAUCGCUUAUGAGCUGAACAGCCUACAGCAUCAUCAGCUACAGGAUGGGACGUGAGCAGUGGACUUCCAGUUUAUGUUACCAUCAUCUCACCCCAACAGAGGGAGCAGUCCUACUUUGAACAGAGUUUCUGUUCCUGUAAGCGGUUCAGGGGAGUCAAUGCGUCGACAAGGCAGUGAGCUCUUCCUGGAGGGGGCGCUGUCGCCCCCAUGUCAGAGAAUGGGAGCAAUGGUUGCCUUUAAUAGUUUUGACCAUUUCAAAAGGUGUUUUGAUGAAGUGAUUUUCCGCUUUGCUGAUCCACCGUGCGAGAGUUCUCUGUUUUCAGAGACUUUUUCCAGCUUCUCUGAUGAGGAGAGCUGUAAGAACAUGAAGGAAAACCCCAUACACAUCAUUAAUGUGUCAAUCAAACAAGCUGACACUGAAGAUGAUGACCCUCUUGUUUCAGCGUUUACAACAUUUGCUCAGUCUAAAAAAAAUCUGCUGCAUGAGUAUGGAAUCAGAAGAAUCACAUUUUUAAUUGCACAAAAGCGAGAGUUCCCGAAGUACUUUACCUUCAGGGCCAGAGAUGAAUUCCAAGAGGACAGAAUCUAUCGUAAUCUGGAGCCGGCUCUGGCAUUCCAGCUUGAGCUCAACCGCAUGCGUAAUUUCGACCUGACGGCCGUGCCCUGCGCCAACCACAGAAUGCAGUUGUACCUGGGUGCCGCCCGUGUGGAGGAGGGGGCCGAGGUCACAGACUAUCGUUUCUUCAUCAGAGCCAUCAUCCGGCACUCUGACCUCAUCACCAAGGAGGCAUCAUUUGAAUACCUGCAGAAUGAAGGAGAGAGGUUGUUGUUAGAGGCGAUGGAUGAGCUGGAGGUGGCUUUUAGUAACACACCCACUCGUACUGACUGCAACCACAUCUUCCUUAACUUUGUGCCCACGGUUAACAUGGACCCCUCUAAGAUAGAAGAGUCUGUCCGUUCCAUGGUCAUGCGGUACGGCAGUCGUCUGUGGAAGCUGCGUGUGCUCCAGGCUGAACUGAAGAUCAACAUCCGCCUCACCACCACUGGCGACGCCAUUCCCGUCCGUCUCUUCCUCACCAAUGAGUCCGGAUACUAUCUUGACAUCAGCAUGAACAAGGAGGUCACUGACUCCACUACUGGACAGAUCAUGUUUCAGUCAUACGGAGACAAACAAGGUCCACUGCAUGGCAUGCUUAUCAACACGCCGUAUGUCACUAAAGAUCUGCUCCAGGCCAAACGCUUUCAGGCUCAGACCCUUGGCACCACGUACGUCUAUGACUUCCCUGAGAUGUUCAGACAGGCUUUGUUUAAGCUUUGGGGACCAGGAGACAGUUACCCAAAAGAUGUGUUGAUGUGUAAUGAGCUGGUCCUGGAUUCUCAAGGCAGACUCGUGCAGAUGAACAGACUGCCUGGAGACAAUGAGGUUGGAAUGGUGGCUUUCCGGAUGAAAAUGAAGACUCCAGAAUACCCAGAGGGCCGUGACAUCAUUGUUAUUUGUAACGAUAUUACUCAUAUGAUUGGCUCAUUUGGACCGCAGGAGGAUCAGCUGUUUUUAGAGGCAUCUCAGCUGGCUAGAGCGGAAGGCAUUCCACGAAUCUACAUUUCAGCCAAUAGCGGAGCUCGAAUUGGUCUGGCGGAGGAGAUCCGCCACAUGUUUCAGGUGGCGUGGAUUGACCCCGAUGACCCCUAUAAGGGCUUUAAGUACCUGUAUCUGACCCCUCAGGAUUACACUCGCAUCAGCUCGUCCAACUCUGUCCACUGUCGCCAUGUGGAGGAGAACGGAGAGUCAAGGUACAUCAUCACAGACAUCAUUGGGAAAGAAGAGGGGCUCGGAGUGGAGAAUCUGAGGGGUUCAGGCACCAUAGCUGGAGAAACUUCUCAGGCCUAUAAGGAGGUCAUCACAAUCAGCAUGGUGACAUGUCGUGCUAUUGGAAUAGGGGCGUAUCUGUUGCGUCUCGGACAGAGAGUGAUUCAAGUGGAAAAUUCCCACAUCAUCCUGACCGGGGCAGGAGCAUUAAACAAGGUGCUGGGUCGUGAGGUUUAUACCUCCAAUAACCAGCUGGGAGGAGUGCAUAUCAUGCACAAUAAUGGAGUGACACACACCACCGUGCCAGAUGAUUUCGAAGGGGUGCUUACAAUCCUACAGUGGCUGUCAUAUAUGCCAAAGAACAAUCAAAGUCCAGUCCCAAUAAUGCCUUCGACUGAUCCAGUAGAAAGAGAGAUCGAUUUCAUUCCCACCAAAGCCCCUUACGACCCCCGCUGGCUCCUUUGUGGACGACCUCAUCCCACUGUGAAGGGAGCAUGGCAGAGUGGAUUUUUCGAUCACGGUUCUUUUAUGGAGGUGAUGGCCACCUGGGCUCAAACUGUGGUCGUGGGGCGAGCCAGGCUUGGUGGGAUUCCUCUUGGGGUCAUCGCCGUGGAGACCCGUACCGUUGAAGUUGCGAUUCCCGCAGAUCCGGCUAACUUGGAUUCAGAGGCAAAGCUGGUGCAGCAGGCUGGUCAGGUGUGGUUUCCAGAAUCGGCAUAUAAAACUGCUCAGGUUAUUGAGGAUUUCAACAGGGAGAAACUUCCACUAAUGGUGUUUGCUAACUGGAGAGGCUUCUCUGGAGGAAUGAAGGACAUGUAUGACCAGGUACUGAAGUUUGGUGCUUAUAUCGUGGAUGCGCUGCUAGAGUUCAGUCAGCCUGUUCUGGUGUACAUCCCUCCCCACGCUGAGCUGAGAGGAGGAUCAUGGGUCGUGAUCGAUCCCACUAUCAACCUGCAACACAUGGAGCUUUACGCGGACAGAGAGAGCAGAGGGGGAGUUCUGGAGGCUGAAGGCACUGUGGAGAUUAAAUUCAGAAAGAAAGAUCUGCUGAAGAGCAUGCGAAGGAUUGAUGCCGUGUAUUCCAGCCUAGCCGAGCAGAUUGGUAAGCCAGAGUUGUCAGCCCAAGGGCGUAAAGACUUGGAGGCCAAACUGAAGGCCCGAGAGGAGUUCCUUCUUCCCAUCUACCACCAGGUGGCAGUUCAAUUUGUGGACCUCCAUGACACACCAGGGAGAAUGCAAGAAAAGGGUGUCAUCACGGACAUCGUGAACUGGAAGAAUGCGAGGUCAUUCUUUUACUGGCGUUUGCGGCGUCUGCUGUUGGAGGAGGUGGUUAAGGGGGAGAUCCUGCAGGCCAAUAAAGACCAGAGCAACGGGCACAUUCAGUCAAUGCUGCGCCGCUGGUUCUUGGAAACAGAAGGCACUGUUAAAGCAUACCUGUGGGACAAUAACAAAGUGGUGAUAGAGUGGCUGGAAAAUCAUCUCUCGCAGGAGGAAGGAACACAUUCUGUCAUUAGAGAGAACAUUAAGUACUUGAAGAGGGACUACGCUCUCAAACACAUCCGCAGCUUAGUUCAGGCCAACCCAGAGGUGACUAUGGACUGCAUCAUCCACAUGGCACAGAACAUCACUCCUUCACAGAGAGCCCAAAUCUGCCACCUGCUGACCACCAUGGACAACUCCACUACCAGCUGAUCUCAUCCAUACUUAACAAAAACUUGAAAAGGGAAACAUUUCCUUACACUACACAGAGACAGGACUGAGUUUAGUUUAACACAUUUUAAUAUUUUAAAUAAGAAAAGUAAAAACCAUAAAAACUAGAGAUAAAAAAGGGAGAGUUUUGGACUGUGUCUUGGAUCAGGGCAUUGGGCAGUAGCCUCAAACGCACAACUUCAGGUGUUCAGAGAUCAUCUAAUGUACUUCACUUAUCACAGUGCACAAUUGAUGUUUGUGACUUACAGUGGCCACCUUAGGAUACACGUUUUCCACAUGAGCACAGUAAUAUUGUCUUGCACAUCUUGCACAUACAUGCUUACUGCCAGUAGAUCCAGUAUAGUAUUUACCUGUGGCUCAUCUUUGUGUCAUUAAUAUGAAAAUAGCUGACAAAUGAAUGUAAAAUCAAUCAGACUGAAUGAAUCACCAAUAUAUAGUAGGCUACACAUUGCGUGAUGUUUCUCAGGAAUAUCUGACAUAAUUGAGCAAAACAAACUGAUUGUUAAAUCUCUAUUAUUAGAGUAAAGUAACAGUAUUAUACCUAAAUAGAAUCACUGUGCCUUUUCAAAUAGGAUUGUUUGCAUUUGUGUAAAUGUCAGUAAUUCUUAAUAAUGUAAUUUUUUAAAACAUAGAAAUGAACAAACAUCUAAUUUUAUAAUGCUUUAUGAAUUGGUCAUGUAUUCGUUAAGCGUGAUGUAGUAGUGCCACUGUAUGUUUCUGAUAGGAGUGUUUGUAUAUUUACAUUCUUAAAACGAGUACACAUUUCACUUGACUGCUGGAAGUAUUUCAGUUCAUAUGAAUGCAGCCGUGCUGGUUCUGUGAGUUGAUAUAAGAAUAAAGCUCUGGUACUGUA
Messenger RNA from Triplophysa rosa, 8168 nucleotides. It is a transcript of the gene acacb, whose product is annotated as acetyl-CoA carboxylase beta. NCBI's taxonomy places the organism in Eukaryota, Metazoa, Chordata, Actinopteri, Cypriniformes, Nemacheilidae. The transcript is spliced from 54 exons. Gene Ontology annotation, biological process: fatty acid biosynthetic process. The record is from RefSeq and is a predicted model, not a curated record. Gene Ontology annotation, molecular function: metal ion binding; ATP binding; acetyl-CoA carboxylase activity.